UCUACGACUAUACCGAGCCCCUGAUUGACCAGUUACAACACUUCAAACACACACUUCACAGCAAGAUCUCCAAAAUGGCAGAAGAUUACCAAACCUACAACCUCGGAGACUUCAAACUCCAAUCCGGAAAAGUCCUUCCAAAUGCCUUCGUAGCCUACAAAACCCUCGGAGAUUCCUCGCUCCCCGCAAUCAUCUACCCAACCUGGUACUCCGGAGAAAUCUCAGCUAUCCUCUGGCUGACCGGCCCCAACAAAACCCUGGACCCAUCAAAUUACUACAUCAUCAUUCCCGCCCUCUUCGGAAACGGCCAAUCCACAUCCCCCUCAAACACCCCAUCCCUACGACCCUUCCCCAAAGUCACCUUCUACGACAAUGUCCGCGCUCAGCACGAACUCGUCACUAAACACCUUGGCAUCACGCAUGCGCGGGCUGUCCUGGGGUGGAGUAUGGGCGCUGGGCAAACCUAUCAGUGGGCAACGCAGUUCCCUGGUUUCAUGGACCUCAUCGUGCCGUUCUGCGGCAGCGCGAAAACGAGUCUGCAUAACCAGGCGAUGCUGGAAGGCGUCAAGUCUGCGUUAUAUGCAGCGCAAGGGAAAAGCUCGUAUGGCGUUGCCAGCGGGGACGCUGAAGCCGAGAAGGAGGGGGGGUAUGUUGGGUUUACUGACGAAACCAAGGUCGUAGGGUUGAAAGCCCUCGGUCGAGUCUACUCUGGAUGGGGAUUCUCACAGGCUUUCUACCGCGAGAGGCUGUUCGAGAAAGUGCUGGGGUUUAAAGAUAUCGAGGAUUUUAUGGUGAAUUUCUGGGAGAAGUGGGCGUGUGGGAAGGAUCCGGAGAAUAUGUUGGUCAUGGCGCUGACAUGGCAGGCUGGUGAUUGCUCGCUGCAGGAGCCGUAUAAUGGAGAUUUUCAGAAGGCGAUGCAAGGGAUCAAGGCGAAGGCCCUCGUGCUACCGGCGCAGACGGAUCUCUAUUUCCCCCCGGAAGAUUCGGAGAUUGAGGUUAAGGCUAUGAGGCCUGGUGUUGGAGAGCUGCGAGUGAUUCCGUCGAUCUGGGGGCAUUGGGCUGGAGGGCCAGGGGAUAGUAAGGAGGAUGUGAAGUGGAUUGACGAGCAGCUGCGAGACUUUUUUUCACGUAACUGA
Messenger RNA from Periconia digitata, 1136 nucleotides. The record is from the annotation of a GenBank genome assembly. NCBI's taxonomy places the organism in Eukaryota, Fungi, Ascomycota, Dothideomycetes, Pleosporales, Periconiaceae.